Effrenium voratum is the source of this 4425-nucleotide messenger RNA. NCBI's taxonomy places the organism in Eukaryota, Dinophyceae, Suessiales, Symbiodiniaceae. The record is from the annotation of a GenBank genome assembly.
GGCCGGUGGCGUUUUUUCCAUUGGCGACUCGCUUCCUUGAAGCUCCGCUCGAGACGCAUGGGCGGCUCCGAGCCAUGGCGGAAGAGGCGCUGGGGACGCUGUCCAAGGAGCUUUUGAGAUGCCAUUUGGCGGACCUCGACUCCUUCCUGGCCACCAACCGGCAGCUGCAGUUGCCAUCGCUGCCUUCCGUGCCCCUCGCGGAGCUGGAGGUCCAAGAUCCAGGACCAGCGACCUUGUCACCUAUCGCCACAGCGAAUAUUCUGGAGGCUCAGCUGCAGAAUGUGGAGUAUGUCCUGGCAGAUUUGCAAUCGGGCUUGCCAGAGAACGAGCGCAUCGAGCGUGGCCUCCCCGGUACGAGGCAGACACAAAUGACGCGCCGGACGCGAUGGAUGUGUUGGCCGCGCUUCCUCCGGGCACCCUGGAGGCACUGGCAGGCCGCUCUGUGCCGGACCCGCCCCGCCCGGGCACGCUCCACUUCACGAAGCCGGAGCCGGCUCCGCCAGCUCCGCCCCGGAGCACUUCACGGCCCGGCCAAGUGGCGCCAGGCGAGAGGGUGGUAUUCCCUGGCCUGUUGAUCGCGCAGACCGAGGAUGGCGCGAGGCAAAUCCACGCCAGCGAGCCCAGCUUUGGCAUCUUUGACUUGGAGAGGGAGCGGUACUUCAAAGCUUGGAGUGCCACGGCAAAAAAGACGAGGCUGUGGAAGCGGCAGAAGCGCGAAGAGAACUGCAGGCGGUGGCUGGGGAAGAAGGCGCGGGCGCAGGCCUUUUGGCAGCUGCUACAGGGCCUUGGCACGCUUGAAUCCUUCCGCCCGGUGACGGAUCCCGCUCGUUUAGUCCGGGGAGACAGAGUGCGAGUGGGGAGGCGGGAGGCGCAGUUCCUCUCCUGCACUGACAAAGGCGUGUGCAAAGUGAUCUUCGACGAAGCGGCAGAGGCCCAGAUAGUGGCCACGAGGGACGUGUACAAGAUUGAGUAUCUGCCCCAUCCCUACACUGCUGCUUUGGCAUUCCUGGUGUGGUCCCAGUGGGCGCAGACCGAGCUUCAGCUGGCAGUGGCCAGGCUGCGCUCCGAGCUGGCGUAUCACCGUGCCAUCGGCAAGAUUGGUAGAGCUCUGCUGGCCAUGACGACCUUCACGGAUCGCAUGCUCGGGGUGAAGCUCUCGCUGCGGCGCUGGCGCGGCUUCGUGGCAGCCAAGGAGUUGGAGAAGAGCCGACGCCUGCAGCUCCGACAGGCCUUCAGGGCAUGGUUCGAAAUCCUGGUCAUGGUAAAGCACAACAAUGCUCUGGACCAACUGGACCAAACCUAUGCCGAGCUGCAGGAGACCCGGUCACAGUACCUCAAGGCUGGGAUGCGCUCGGAGAAGAUGAAGGUGAUCAUGGACCAGCUCUUCCUCAUGGACCUAGACCUCUGGGGAAGCUGGGUGCUGUCAGCCUGGCGCUGGGCGGUUCGCCUGGGCCGCGCCUCGGACGACUUCGCCCUUCAGGCGCGGCUGAAGCGUGCGGAGCAAGCGCUGAAGCUCACAGAUGCAAUGGCCAAGGUCAGCAUCGACUUUGCGAAGCCCCACUUCCAUGCCUGGAUCACCAUGGUUCGCCAUGACCGGCGCCGGAAGAUUCUGGCGGCACGGUGGAUCUACGGGGUGGGCUCCGAUACACUGGGGAAGGUCUUCAAUGCCUGGCGGGAUCUGAAGUAUUCGGAGUUCGAGGCGGUGUCGCGGCAGCUGCAGCGCAAAGAACAGGAAUUCCGGGAGCUGCAUGCGCUGUCCUCUCAGCUCUACCUCUUCUCGCAGCAGGCCACCGGCCGCGUCCAGCGCAUGGAGUCGGCCCUGGGCGCGGCGGACAGGGCCCUCGCCACCAGCGCCCAGCGCGGGGAGGAGCUCCAGCGCGAGGCGCUGGAGCUCCAGCAGCGGCUGCUGCAGCAGCAGCAGAGCUCCGCGCUUCAGCGCCAGCAGUAUGAAUUUCAGAUGAACCGCAGGUCCGAGGCGGAGUUCGCAGCGCAGGAGGCGCAGAACCUGCGGCUGCAGGCGGAGCUUCGAGCCUCCGAGGACCAGCAGGUGCACCUUCACCAGCAGAUGGGGGACUUCCGUGCCGAGUCCGAAGAGCUGCUCAGAAGGCAGCUGGAGCAGUGCCUUGCGGAGGCGGAAGAACUGCAGCGCGCGGAGCGCGCGGAGGCGCUCUGCGGGCGGUCGGCGGAAGAGGGCGCCGCCUUCCACGCCGAGGAGGCCGCGGCUGCGCGGCUGCGCGCCGCGGAGAGCGAGGCGGAGGCGCAGCGCUGGCGGCAGAGGGGCGAGGCAGCAGCGCAGAGGGCGCGCACGCUGCAGCAAGAGCUUCCGCAUCAUCUUCAGGAUGAAGCUGCCACUCUGCCGAGACCAGAGGCGCGAGCCGUGCCCACGGAGACAGUUCAACCGCCGGCCGCUAGCGCGGAAAUUCCAAGAGAGGAGCGACGCAAUGAGGCAGAGGAGGAGGAGGAGGAGGAUGAGGAGGAGGGCUACACCAUGGAGGAAUGGAUGGAGUUUUUUGAGGAGGAAGGUUUGUCCUCCGAGUACCUUGAAGCGAUGGAGAAGAUCUUUAAGCGCCUGAAUCUGGCGGGUCAUGUGCCGGUGGAGGUCUUGAACCGAUGCCUCGAGGACCCAGCCGUGGAGUUGCGGCGCAGCGUUCGACGGGGCCUGCUGGACUUCCUGCACGACGUGGAGGAGGAGGUGGAAUGGCAGACUGGAAGAUCCCCUUCUGUGCUUUUGGAGGAGGAUGGAGGCAAAGGAGAUCCGCCAUGGCGGACCUGUCAACUGGAGAUCGGCUUUCCGGUCUGGAAGAGCGUUUCGGUGCGGUCGGUGUAUUUCUUCAUCGUCCACUACAAUUCGAUCCUCAGCACCAAUGUCAAGACUAUCGGCGACGGCUUUUGCUCCAUCGCCCUGCGGAUUCCCGAGGGGGCCUCCGUCUCGCGGGUUCUGUACAUCAAUCAGAAUCAGUUCGGGCCCAACAUCGUCAAGCAGGCGAUCGAGGGCUACACUGAUGCCUGCCGAGUCACCUUUCUUUCGGCGGCUCUGCGCGGCACUGCCGCGGACAUCCUGGUGCUGGGUGUGCGGGAGAUCUACCAGUAUGGCUGGGCGGCUGAUCCUAUGCUGGAGAAGGUGCUGCUAAUUGGCGACGCCCCGGCGGCAGAGAUCAACUUCCAGCUGCUGCGGGAGCUCCAAGAGAGGCGAGCGCGGGAGGAGCGCGACAGGCUGAAGCAGAUUGCUGCAGAAGAAGAGAGGCGUGUUUGCGAGAGGCAAGAGGCGGAGGAGGCCCGGCAAGCUGCUCAGCGUGAGGCUGAGCAUCUGCAGCAGGUGGUGGAUGCCAUGGAGGAUCCCGUGGAUGUUGAAGAGGCCAAGAGGGCAGUUCAGUACUGGACGUGCGAUGGCAUCUACCUCUCAGCCCGACAUUUGUUCGCCAUGGCAGCAGGGCCAUCCGAGUGGCAGACCUUGGUGCCUGCAUGUCUGCUGAAGGAUGGCGGUGCCACGGCGGAGUGCCAGACGCUGCUGCCCAUGAAGCUGGCAGAGCAAGAAGCGGAGCGCGUGGAGCAGGGGGAAGCUGUGUGGCUCCACGUCUACGACCUCACCGACAACUUCCAUGUGCCGGUGCUGAACAGCGCUCUGCGCACUGCGCACUGCGGGCUCUUCCACGCUGGGGUAGAGGUGUUUGGUCGCGAGUUCAGUUUCGGCGCGGGUCGCAGCAGCGGGGUCUACUCCUGCGCUCCAAAAGGUCACACGGGGCACCCGUACAGGGAGUCCCUGCUUUUGGGCUUCACCACCAUGUCCAAGCAGGAGGUGAAGCAGCUGCUGCGAGAAAUGAAGCAGGAGUGGCGCGGGAGCAGCUAUCGCCUUCUGAGCCGCAAUUGCGUCCACUUCUGCUCCGCUCUUGGGUUGACUCUCGGCCCAAGAGAACCAAUGAUCAACGGGCCGGGGAUUUUUGCGAGCUCACCCAAAGUUUGCGCGCCUGGGCGUGGUGGAAGUGCCCAGCUGGGUCUUUGGCAUGGCCGACCGCGCGCAGCAGCUGGUGAGCGACAUUGCCGCCAGCGCUGCGGCGGUGGGCCGCAGCUUGGCCCAGAGUUCGCUUUGAGUCGCCGGCCAAAGGCGAUCUCUGCUGGUGCGAUAGGCCUGGCCACUUUCGACUGCUGCCAGCUGUUGGAUGAGCCCGGGAUGCAGGUCUCUCAGGAGCAGCCACGAACCGAGCCGAUCGCGCCCCGCGCCGCUUUACCGGCCACGGCCCGCUUUGAGCAAACGGACUGUCACUUGCGCGAGGCCCCUAGAAAACUGCCGAUCUCAAAUUGCGCCAUGGCGCCGAAUGUACAGCUGGAAUUCGCUCGCAUGUUCCGGCGCCUGUAGGAGUGUACAGUGUGGUCUUCUUUGGUCCAGGGGCGUUUGGAACCGGGUUGUGGGAAGUGUUCAAUUCUGUG